UUGCAAUUGAAUUUUCAUACUUCCAGGAAUUGGAGUAGGAGGAAGAAAGAAGUGUAUGUUACUCGCGUGGUGUCGUUGCAUGACGUGUUCUCUGGUGCAAAUCUGAAGGCCGUCGAAUCUCACGCCUAUCUCGUACGUUUUCUGUGAAAGGAGAGGAGGAAAACGGUGAAAGUUUAUUGGGAGAACCUUCAUUUACCUUGACUCCAUUCGGCAUACCUGAGUGUGCAAGAUGGGUUCCACCAUGGACGGAUGCGGAAAAUGCAUGAAAUAUUCCCUCUUCGUGGCCAACUUCAUCAUUCUGAUUGGAGGGAUCGCGGUGUUGGGAGUGGGAAUCUGGACGGUGGUCGACAAGGCGACGUUGGAAGCUCUCCUCGACACCAAUCUCUUCUUCAGCGCUGCCUACAUUCAGAUCGCAACUGGGAUUGUCAUCAUCUUCCUCUCGUUUCUCGGAUGCUGUGGAGCCAUGAAGGAAGUCAAAUGCAUGCUCCUCACUUAUUCCAUCCUCCUUUUCUUGCUCUUCAUCGUCUUGCUCGUGGCCGGGAUCUUGGGCUACGUUUUCCGUGACAAAGUCGAGGAUUCCAUUGAUAUGGCCAUGAAAAAAUCCCUUCAUGAAUAUGAUGACCGUUUACAAGACCCCGUCAGGCUUGCCUGGGAUGAUGCGCAGAAAAAGUUUGAGUGUUGUGGCGUCGAUAGACCAGAAGACUGGCAGUCAAAUACAAAUCUUAAAGGCCGAUACCCAAAAAGUUGCUGUCGGAUCGACUCAGAUGGAGAUACAUUGCAUUGCGAAUCGUCUGUGACCAACACGUGGAAGGUAGGAUGCCGGCAGAAAGUAGAGAUGUAUCUCCGAGAACACGGUGCUGUUUUAGGAGGCAUAGGGAUCGGUAUUGCUUUCCUAACGCUCUUGGGAAUAAUUUUCGGCUGUGCCCUAUGCAAGACCAUUGAGUGAACUUCGAUGAAUCUCGCCUCACCUGAGUGUUGUAAUGAGUGAUUGAGUGGAAAUGUGUCUGCAGAUGAACUUUUCAUUCCCUUGCUGGGUGAAAACGGGUAUCCCAAACAUACAGCAAUACCCAACUCAACGUGGGAUCCAAGAAACCCCUGGAUCUGUAGACCUGUAUCCACCAAAGACCUGUCAUCUUUCUACUUGUCCCUGGAACUCUUGGGAUUUACUCUGCUUUCCUUGAGUGCCUUUUGAUCAUUUCUAGGAAAUGGCUCAAUAAGGCUACUUUUAAUUAUCAAAAUAAUCCUGGGCCUUGAAAAUAAGUGACACUGUGAUUGUUUUACUUUGGGAGUGUGCAUUGGAUCCUUUUAAAGGAAAAAUGGUAAGGUAUCCAGGGACAUUUUGCAUAUUCACUGGCUACGUUUGAAAUACGUUUUCAGAUUUUAGAUCCCAUACUUGGGUAGUCAGAAAGACACCACCUUCUGUAUGUUCCAAAUAUAGUCAUAUUCUUCUUCCUAGUUUUGCUAAUUCUGAUUAAAAAAUUUUGCUACUUUCUUAUCACUGUGACCCAAUACUAAUUGACUAUCAGUACACUAGUAAUUAUGCAUCGUUAUGAGUCAUGUUGUCAAUUGCAAAAUUCAGUAUACCAGACUAAAUCUCCAACUUCUCUUGGCCCUUUCAGUUGUAAACAGUCAUAUCUCUUGAGUUGUCACUUCUAGGCCAUCAAGGUAAAUUGAGUAGUCAGGAGAGUUUUCAGGGAUCAAAUUUAAACUCCCCUUAUCUUUUUUAUUUGUCACAAUGUCUCCAGGUUUUUUUUUGUUGCUGUUUCUUGGAUUUGAGAAAUGUAUGUUUCCUCUCUUGAAUUGUUCUUGGCAGCCUGUUAGUCAAACGAGGUCGAACUUUUACUGUCAAGCACUCCACCUCAGAAGAAGGAAAUGGGUUCUAUUGCAUUUAGAUUAUAUGGUUGUCUAUUUGCCCAGGAGUUAAAGGUUGUUUUUUUUAAAAUGUAAUUUGACUUCCAUAGUGAAACUAGUAUCUCUACUUUUGAUCCUGAUCAGAUGUAAUCUCAAGUGGCAAUGCCUAGUACAUGAACCAAGUGGAGUGGGCAAGGGGAGAUUCUUGUGCUGGACCUUGUCUUACACCUUCAUGAUGUGACAUGCAUCUGAGAUCAUGAGAUAACAUUGAACUUGUUGGCAUAAGCAAGCCAAGAAUUGCCAGAACCAAAGGAUGGCAUGAACUGCAUCCAUCCAUGAGAAAAUUUUUCAGAAUUGUUCUAAACUUUCAGUGAAUAAAAGCAAUGAGUACUGUCCAUGGGUUUUGGAUCAACUAUGAGGAAAGCAGCUGUCAUAUGACAUGAAUACCGUAUACUGAAAGGGGAAAUAGUCCUCAUUGAAAUUGCAACUAAAAUGUUGAAGAAAAAAGAGAUGAACAUGAUGGAACUUCACUUGAGUACAUAAAAAAUAUACUGAAGUAUUGAAAGAGGUUCACAAAGUAGAGAACUAUAUCAACAAUCAAUAAAAGCCUGCAGUAUGAGAUGCAUUUGCAAAGUUUUUAGAAUUUUUUAGAUAUUCAACAUGUUGACUGCCAUGGCCUCUUUUUUGUACAUUUCAAAACCCUCUCUUUGAGGCCAAACCUACAGGGUUGGCCAAGGAAAGUAUGCCACUCAAAAUGAUGUUAAAAGCCAUAUUUCUUAACUGAUUAACUUGA
Molecule: messenger RNA, 2644 nt
Organism: Darwinula stevensoni
Lineage: Eukaryota; Metazoa; Arthropoda; Ostracoda; Podocopida; Darwinulidae
Source: the annotation of a GenBank genome assembly